GAGGGCAGAAAGCAGAUCCCAAGGGGUAUGACCAGUAUUGGGUCCGCUGCAAACUAUACACGAAGAUUUUUGUGGUAUCAAAGACCCGGGCGAUUGAGCACUUCAUCAAGAAGGGCAAAGCUGCCAAAACAUGCCCGUACAUGACUGGGGAGAUGCUGCAUCUGUUGGCGCUGAGAGGGGCCACCAUUGACGGGGAUGCAUCGAAGAGGAUGCUCUAUGAGUACAGGGUCGACAAGGGCAUUGCAGAGGACACAAGGGAUGGCGCCUGGGGCAAAUGCGGACAAGACGGUGGUGGAUGAUAUUGAAAAGGACUUGCGGCCACCUCCAGCACCCGACCGAGAGGUCCGAGGGGCCAAGGAUGAUAUCGAGGGCGGGAUGAAGGACGGAGAAGCCAUCACUUCUGUGACGCCCUCUAGUACGGGGUCCUCGUCUGCAGCAAAGUCCGGAAAGCCUAAGCAGGCCUCCAUCCGACGGUGGACAGAGAACAUCGCACAAAAGAGGCUUGAUAUGCAAUGGGGAGGGGCGUUGUUUCGCUCUGGCGCGCCCUUCAAUUUCGUUCGCGUUGAUGAGUCAUGGACCCUUCACGACUUGUACAUGGAGUUGGCGGCAGCGAAGGCGAAGGUGGACGUGCCCACCUUCGACACUUUGCGAACUGUGAUUCUGGAUGUUGUGUACGAGGAGGCUCCUUCACCAAAUGAUGAUCCCGUUCUCCCCGACCCUUUGGUGGAGGAUGAGGAAGAGUCCCGGAGGCUAUCGAACUUGAGGAAGACCUUGAAGGGAAGGAUUCCGGUUGGGGGGGGUUCAGAUGACUCAGACACUAAAUCUAGUGAUGAGGAGCUCAUAUGGAGCGGGAAACCGCAUGAGAGGAGGACUCCACUGCCACGAUCAGCAAAGGGGAAGGCUGUCAUGGACAUAGAGAAGGAGGAGGAGGAGGAAGACGAGUAUUUGGAUGAGGAGGAUUGUGACCCUGACUUCACUGUUGUUCCGCCAUCAUAUGACAACGAGAAUGAAGAUGAUGUGGCAUGUGAAGAAAGUUUCAAUGUUCCCGAUGCUCAUUUGGAUAGGAUGGAUAGCGAUGUGGAGUGCUGGUCGGAAGAGCUGCAACGACACGCAGUGGACACAGGCUCCCAUGACGAGGUUGGUAGGGCUGUAGCAAAAACCAUGGCAGACAGGGACCAAAAUCUCGUGAAACAGCGCAUUCAGGAGGAAGAUGCACGUCGCGCGACAGCCCCCCUUUGUUCGAGACCACUUAUGCCCCAACCGCCUCCCGGAAUGAGGGGGGACAUCCAAGAAAGGGUUCAGAAACACUCAAAACCGCCGGCGGACCAGUAGGAGAGCGAAGCCCAACGACAAGCACAUGAACAACAACACUCGCAAGUCGAGCAGCAGCAAGCGAG
This is a messenger RNA of Chara braunii, 1397 nucleotides long. Lineage: Eukaryota; Viridiplantae; Streptophyta; Charophyceae; Charales; Characeae. The record is from the annotation of a GenBank genome assembly.